GACCUUUCAAACCAUCAAAACGCACGAGAGUCCCGUGCAGUGAGCGAAUGUCUUUAUCAUUCACAGUCGGAGAGCGCAUCUUGUGCUAUCAUGGUCCCCUCGUCUACGAGGCUAAGAUACUAAAAGCAGAGACGUGGGACGAAACCAACACCAAGCUCUCCACAGUCGGCCCCCAUUUCUUCGUGCACUAUAAGGGAUGGAAGCAGACGUGGGAUGAAUGGGUGCCUAUCACACGACUGCUCAAGUUCAAUGACACGAAUGUACAGCUGCAGAAGGCAUUGAUGGCGCAGGCCAGCGCGGCUGCGUCUACCUCGGGGUCGUCCUCAAAAGGGAAGGCCCAUAGCGGGGGUGUGAUGAAGGACGGUAGCUCCUCGCGCGGAGGCGGGCUUGGGCGCAAGGAUGGUAGAGGAACAAAAAGAGGGAGAGAGGAGGACGAUAGCAGCAAGAAGCCAGAGAUGAAACUCAAUGUCCCAGAGGUGUUGAAAGUACUGCUUGUGGAUGACUGGGAGGCGAUCACAAAGAACAGUCAGCUGGUAACCGUACCACGAAGCCCAACAGUCGUUGAGAUCCUUCAGGAGUUCAAAGAUUAUGUGAUAGGGCUCGGGAAAAGCACAACCCUUCGCGAGCCUGAACUUGUCCUCCCAACCAUAAUUUCAGGACUGCAAGUCUAUUUUGACCGCUCACUCGGUGCAAACCUUCUCUACCGCUUUGAGCGUCCACAAUAUGCCGAGAUCCGCAAGCAGUACGUCACGGGUCCCAAGGUGCAGGUCGGCCAAGAGAAAGAUAUGAGUGCCAUAUACGGAGCAGAACACCUGCUUAGGAUGCUCGUGAGUCUACCGCAGAUGGUCGCCAGUUCUACGAUGGACGCGGAGAGCGUCGGACUAGUGAGGGAUUAUGUCAACGAGCUGCUGACAUUUAUGGUGAAUGACCGCAGCCGGCUGUUUUUGACAGAGUACGAAAGUUCAAGUUUGCAGUAUCAAAAUAUCUCUCGAUCAUAAUUCAUUGACGUUGUUCCUGUGUACAUACCAUUACUCACGAUCUUAAUCGCCUACGUUAGCUUUCGAUCCGAACUUAUGCAACCAUGAGGUGUACGCUGGUCCACUGUAUCAGUUCGACAAGAGGAAUACAAGAACUCGACGCCGACGUCGAGCACGUCAUUGGGCAGCUGAUCGCCGCUGGGAAAGAGCAUGGCUCUGCCCAACUUGUAUCUUUCCUCUUAAUUACACUGCGUCUCAGAGACUUGACGAUGUACGCUACCACUUCUUAUUUGCUUAGUUCAGUCACUGCCACCAGGCAAAUAGCACCAGGGUCAAUUUCUGCAGCCAGCCUGAGC
This is a messenger RNA of Suillus clintonianus, 1333 nucleotides long. Its product is annotated as MRG-domain-containing protein. Lineage: Eukaryota; Fungi; Basidiomycota; Agaricomycetes; Boletales; Suillaceae. The record is from RefSeq and is a predicted model, not a curated record. Bases 48 to 998 code for a protein of 316 amino acids. Gene Ontology annotation, cellular component: Rpd3S complex; nucleus; NuA4 histone acetyltransferase complex. Gene Ontology annotation, biological process: chromatin organization; regulation of DNA-templated transcription. The transcript is spliced from 7 exons.